CGACACACAUUUUUGGAGUUUUGGUUGUACCAGUACUUGUGCUUGCAAUUUUAACGAAAAAUUUAUUUAUAAAUUCAACGAAACAAUAAUUUGUCUAACUUACAAUCAGAUACGAAGCCUAAUACAUUAGCAAAUUAAAGGACAUUAACUUUUCACUUAAAAUAAAGUUAUAUUUUUAUUAUAACAAGUUUUCUAAAGUGUCGAUUUCGUUUAGUGGUUCGUGGUAAUAAAUUACGUUUGUUUCUUUGCCCUUUUAAUGUAAUGAAUAUUAUUGAUAUUAGUUUAUGAGUUAUAGUGUUCACUAUAGUAACGAUGGAAGUUUCUAACGAAAUAAAAGAAGACAUUCGUAAGACGCAGUCUGACUUGAAAAAUGCUAUACGAAUUCAUCAGGUUUGGGUAGCGCGCUUACAAGAUGAUGAGAAUAACAUACAUCUCAAGACAAAGGUUAAAGAAGCGGAAAGAGAUAUUAUAGCCAUUGGACAAACUCAGAAACUUGUUGUUGAUAAGCUGAGAAAAGAGUUGGAGCUAUAUCAACAGCGCCUGAAGGCAAGAAACAAACAGGUCAACAUUGAAAAUGAUAACCGAUAUGUCGCUCAGCAAAUACGGGACCAUCAAAUCCAAUUCCGCAACCGAAAUAGAAGCUCACUGCUCAAACCCUCAGUUUUAAAUGAAAUACAUGUUAAAAUCGAGAACAAUGAGAAUUUUAGGGAGAAUAUGUCAGACUCUGAAAAUGAACUCAAGUCUUCUAAUGAAAAGGAAAACUCAAACCACAGUGAGUCAGAUGAAAAAGAAAAAUUCAAAGGCUACCUACCUUCAGUGUAUGAGAGCAGAACUAAUUUUGUUAACGCUUUGAAUAAAUCCAAAGAGCAAAUAACAGGGAAGAAAACUAUAUGUCUUCCUCCAUGGAUAGUACCUAAAGCAGAAAGAGAAGAGUUCCUAAAGGCUCCUCUCUCUCCGUCACCUCCGCCCCCACCAAUCCCAGAUCAAGGAGAACCAGUUUCUCAAGAACGAUUCCUGAGGUGUGUUGGUUUGAUAACACCGGUCCAAAAGGAAAUUUUAGAGAAGCGAAGAACAGAGCGCAGCUUGCGGUCUGCUGCUAAAAGACAAGCGUUGUUCGGUCCCAAUUAUGAUGCGGGUUUGCCAAAACGCAACAAGAAAGUGACCCAUUACCCAUAUCUACAAUCACACAAUGAUCCACCGCAGACUCGUUCAGCCAAACUGCGUAAACAACAGACACAAUACAAAACGUUAUGUGAAGGAAUGCAGAUAGGUUUAUCAUCUGAAAAUAAAGUCAGCCUACUACUACACAACAAGCCGGCCUGGGUGGCAGCACUGCCGCCUAGUUUGACUGUGGAACCUGUCUUCUCACCCAUCAAAAAAGUUUGCCAAGGCUGCGGUAGAAAUGAUGUUCCGUCCCUGCUAGUGUGCUGCGACACGUGCGCCACGUGGCAACACACCGGCUGCAGCGCGGGCGGGCUCUGCGUGAGCUGCCGCGCGCCGCUGCCCGACCCGGCCGUCUGCAGCGCGCCCGACCCCGACCCCGACUCGCAGCUCUACCGAGACAAACUAGCCGAACGCAAGCGUCUCCAAGAGAAGAACAUGGAAUUAUGUAUAGAACUUCGCAAGCUAGAGGCUAGGGCGGCAUCCCUCAAAGAAAACAUGGACGAACAUAACGCAGAGAAGCGUCAACUCCUCGCAGACCAGAUUAAAACGCAGAGAAACUUGCAGAAACUUCUGGAUUUCAUCAGUCAGUUCAAGGAGACGUCCGUCAGUGUACGUUCCACGUCACUCAGCGAGACGGGCAGCGAGAUCAGUAAAAGCAACGAGGAAUGAAAUCUGGAAUUAUCUGCCUGUUUCUACGCGUGGUACGAAUCGUUUUGAUGUUGCGUAUGUAGUUUGAUGGCGUAGGAGCAAGUACAUAGUCUAAGAUAUCGUUAAUUUGUGCCACUAGUGUGUAAUUAAUCUUUAAAUGAAUUUCAAGUCACAAUCACUAGAAGAUUUACUUUUAAUUUUAUUUUCACCAAAUGAUAUUUUAAGAAUUAUUAAGGUUUUGUUCGAGCGUGUAUUCUUAUUAUCAAUUUUUAAUCAAGAAACAACAUAUUUUUUUAUGUUUGAGAAAUUAUUGUCAUUAUUCUGAAGCCAAAAGAGUUCAAAUUGAUAUUUCAGGAUAAGGAUAUAAUUUUACAGAGAACAAUUUUGUAAUGAAUUUUUGUACUAAAGAAUUUCAUGUUCAAUUUGUAAAAAUCGAAUGUAAAGGGCGGUAAGUGACUAUGACUAAAAAUUAAAUAUGAAACAUAUCUGUUCCAAGUUCAGUACAGAUAAAAUUGUAUUGCAAUAAUGUGGAUUGGAGUUGAUAAUAAUUUCAGUUUGGUUGUGAUCUAAUGAAACAAGCUGAUAUUUGAUUAAUAAUAAGAAGUUUACAUUGUUUAAACCAUUAAUUGCUCUUUUAUAUUAAGUUUAAAAUACACUUAAUGCGUUGUAGUCUCAUACAUCGGAGUAAUAUCACUAUGAAUUGCCAAAAAGGAGUGUUCAGUAUUGAUUCCUAGUUUAGUGAUAGUUUAGUAUAUUUUUCUAGUAUAUAAAUUGUUCUUUAAUUUCGUAGUCAAUGUUAAAUGAAUUUUUAUUACUUGUUCUCUGUGAUACGUGCGUUUGGUUGUUACGAUUGUAAGAACAUCGCGUUAAGUGUAAAUAAAUGGAUCUAUUAAUUGGUA
Molecule: messenger RNA, 2711 nt
Organism: Ostrinia furnacalis (Asian corn borer)
Lineage: Eukaryota; Metazoa; Arthropoda; Insecta; Lepidoptera; Crambidae
Exons: 12
Coding region: 313-1833 (506 amino acids)
Source: RefSeq, a predicted model, not a curated record